Austrofundulus limnaeus is the source of this 1809-nucleotide messenger RNA. RefSeq names its product cyclin dependent kinase 5, regulatory subunit 1b (p35) (gene cdk5r1b). Gene Ontology annotation, cellular component: growth cone; protein kinase 5 complex; cytoplasm. Gene Ontology annotation, biological process: axon guidance; brain development. The transcript is spliced from 2 exons. NCBI's taxonomy places the organism in Eukaryota, Metazoa, Chordata, Actinopteri, Cyprinodontiformes, Rivulidae. Gene Ontology annotation, molecular function: protein kinase binding; cyclin-dependent protein serine/threonine kinase activator activity. The record is from RefSeq and is a predicted model, not a curated record. The coding region runs from base 470 to 1378 and encodes 302 amino acids.
AGAAACCGCAGCGCGCGCGCGUCUCUCAGCACCGCCUUUGCGUCAAUCCGUCCUCGCGGAGACAGAAACAUCAGCCUCUGCAGCAUCCGCAUCUCACAGCCUGCGGGACCGGGAGCGCAUCUCCACCCGAGCAUCCAUCCCACAGGCUCGGUGUGCGCGGCAGCAGGCGCCUCCAUCCACCGCUGCUUCGAUCUUCUUCCUUUUUACUGUUCCUUUUUUUUUAUUUUUCUGCCUCUGAUUGGAUUAAUUUUUCCUAAUCUUCGGGAUGGUUUAACGUUUUGAAACGCGCCCUUUUAAAGGACAACGCGAUUUUUUCCCUCCCUGAGGUGGAGAUCUGGUACAGACGGGCCUGUAGAUGCUCAGCCUGUAGACCGGGACCCUCCAGCAGCUCUGAGACCCCCAGGAUCUCCUCUCUGGCUCGCAGUCCUCUGAACCCGAAGCUCCCGGACCCCCGCCCCCCACAGGCACCAUGGGCACCGUGCUGUCCCUGUCCCCCAGCUACAGGAAGGCGGCCCUGUUCGAGGACGGGCCGGCCACGGUGGGCCACUACACGGCCGUCCAGAACAGCAAGAACGCCAAGGACAAGAACCUGAAGCGGCACUCGCUCAUCAAUGUGCUGCCAUGGAAGCGGAUCGUGGCGGUGUCGGCCAAGAAGAAGAGCUCCAAGAAGGUGCAGCCCAACGGUGCCCACCAGAACAACGUGUCCCACCUGAACAACGAGAACCUGAAGAAGUCCCAGUCCUGCGCCAACCUGUCCAGCUUCGCCCAGGACCAGAGCACCCCGGCCCUGACCAAGAGCUCCAACAACGCCACCUCCUCCGUCAAAAAGGCCCCCCUGGCCAACUCCAACGUGGCCCCCGGGACCCCGAAGCGGGUGAUCGUGCAGGCCUCCACCAGCGAGCUGCUGCGCUGCCUGGGGGAGUUCCUGUGCAGGCGCUGCUACCGCCUGAAGCACCUGUCCCCCACCGACCCGGUGCUGUGGCUGCGCAGCGUGGACCGCUCCCUGCUGCUGCAGGGCUGGCAGGACCAGGGCUUCAUCACGCCCGCCAACGUGGUCUUCGUCUACAUGCUGUGCCGCGACGUGGUCUCCUCCGAGGCGGAGACGGAGCACGAGCUGCAGGCCGUGCUCCUCACCUGCCUCUACCUGUCCUACUCCUACAUGGGCAACGAGAUCUCCUACCCGCUCAAGCCCUUCCUGGUGGAGUCCUCCAAGGAGGCGUUCUGGGACCGCUGCCUGUCCAUCAUCGAGCUGAUGAGCGCCAAGAUGCUGCAGAUCAACUCCGACCCGCACUACUUCACCCAGGUGUUCGCCGACCUGAAGAACGAGGCCCAGAAGGAGGAGGAGAGGAGCCGCCUGCUCAUCGGCCUGGACCGGUGAGGGGAUGCUGGGGGAGGGAGGGAGGGAGGGAGGUCAGAUCUGCUCUGGCAUUUUGAGACUUUUUUUUAGAUGACUACUAAAGGCAGAUAUCCAGCUAAAAUUUGAUGUGGUAGAAGCUUUCAGCAAAUAAUCACAGGGUGGACAGCUGCAACCUGUAGUUUAACCAAUCCAAGAUGGCCGCCACAUCCAUCCCACAUUUGAGAACACACAAACGACUCAGGCAAUUAUGAGCUAAAAAAUUAGCAUUACGUCCUCAACACGUGACCCAUCAUAUCGAAAUGUGGAUUAAGUCAAAUUUGGUCAAAAUGACCUCAUCACAUUUUCAGAUUUCUGGCUUGAAAAGCUACAUUUUYAUACCUGGAUCAUCCUGAUAUCUAGCCUGGUAAAAACCGGACCCUUGUUCUUCGCUUUGCUUCGUAUGAGGGUCUGGA